UUGUGAGAGAGAAAGAAGGUGAAUGUAAAUGGCAAAGGCACAGCAAAUAGUGGUAGCUAAGAGCACUUGGGGAAUCAGAAACAUUUUUCAGUCUCUUGUGGCCAUAUUAAAAACUACUCUAGUUGUCACUGCCAUUUAUGUAACACAAGAAGGAGAACAAUGGUCUCAAGAAAGGACUAGCUCUACUGAAUCAUUAUCAAAAUGUAACUUGUUUUCUGGUAAGUGGGUUUUUGAUAAUAAAUCAUAUCCACUGUACAAAGAGCAACAGUGCACAUUCAUGUCUGAUCAAUUGGCUUGUGAGAAGUUUGGAAGGAAGGACCUCAGCUACCAAAAUUGGAGGUGGAAACCCCACCAAUGUGACUUACCCAGGUUCAAUGCCACAGCAUUGCUUGAAAGGCUAAGGAACAAGAGGCUUGUGUUUGUGGGGGAUUCACUCAACAGAGGCCAAUGGGUUUCAAUGGUUUGCCUUGUUGAAUCUUCUGUGCCCCCAACUCUCAAAUCCAUGCGCGCUGUUGCUAAUGGGUCACUCAGCAUUUUCAAGGCUGAAGAAUACAAUGCAACCAUUGAGUUCUAUUGGGCCCCAUUACUAGUAGAAUCAAACUCCGAUGAUCCUGUGAACCAUAAGGUACAAGAUCGAACUGUGAGAGUCCAAGCCAUUAAGAAACAUGCUGGGUUUUGGACUGAUGCAGACAUUUUGGUCUUCAACACUUUUCUCUGGUGGAGAAGGCGUGCAAUGAAUGUUUUGUGGGGAUCAUUUGGAGACCCCAAUGGGGUAUACAAAAGGGUAAGAAUGGUUAGAGUCUAUGAAAUGGCCUUGAGAACAUGGUCAGACUGGUUGGAAGUUCAUAUUAAUCGUAACAAGACCCAGUUGUUUUUUGUUUCAAUGUCUCCAACUCACCAAAAGGCUCAUGAAUGGGGAGGAGCUAGGGGUGACAAUUGUUACAAAGAAACUGAUCUAAUUCAAGAAGAAGGAUAUUGGGGCAAUGGAUCAAUUCCAAGUAUGAUGCGAGUGGUGGAAAAUGUGCUAGAAGAUUUGAAAGGAAGAGGUUUGAAAGUUCAAUUGCUUAACAUCACACAGCUAUCAGAGUACAGAAAAGAAGGUCAUCCAUCUAUUUAUAGAAAACAAUGGGAACCUCUAACAGAAGAACAGUUAUCUAAUCCAAACACAUACGCAGAUUGCAUACAUUGGUGCCUCCCUGGAGUGCCUGAUACGUGGAAUGUGCUUCUUUAUGCUUAUAUUUUCCGUCGAUGA
This is a messenger RNA of Abrus precatorius (Indian licorice), 1252 nucleotides long. Its product is annotated as protein trichome birefringence-like 34. The transcript is spliced from 5 exons. The record is from RefSeq and is a predicted model, not a curated record. Gene Ontology annotation, molecular function: O-acetyltransferase activity. Bases 29 to 1252 code for a protein of 407 amino acids. NCBI's taxonomy places the organism in Eukaryota, Viridiplantae, Streptophyta, Magnoliopsida, Fabales, Fabaceae. Gene Ontology annotation, cellular component: Golgi apparatus.